Amoebophrya sp. A25 is the source of this 1169-nucleotide messenger RNA. The record is from the annotation of a GenBank genome assembly. NCBI's taxonomy places the organism in Eukaryota, Dinophyceae, Syndiniales, Amoebophryaceae.
GCCGCUAAUCUGCGUGUGCGUGGCAACUCGAGGGCUGCGUAUGCUGACUUCCCAACAACGUGGCAGAUAUCUUGGCGACACGCGGUUGUGGUAGUAUGUCCGGUUCUCUUGGAAGUGCAGCUGCAAGAACGGAACAAGAAAGUCUUUGCCUCGACAAAGCGUCAAUUGCGAGGAACUCUUUGGCUAGAAAGCGAGGAUUGUCGACGAUCUGCCUUGCAGAUCUACGUGAGUGGAGUGAGUCGCGAUGCAUUCGUAAGAACAUAACGAACUGGUUGGCAACCCCGCCGAGAAAGUCAAAGACAGAAUGGAUCCGCGAGUUGCCUCUACGUUUCUACGAUCAAACGCAUAAAAAUACGUAUUUGGCGUGGAUUGACAACGCGUUGUAUCAACCGGCGGGACUGGCUUUGAAAUCAUGUGGCCAUUGUGGGAAAGAUCGGUUUGAUGGGAAUUCCUUUCUUGGCCGGUUUCGGUGCGCUCAUCGCGUGGCGUACCGGCCAGUGGACGCGCACGCUUAGUGCGUACACUUGGGUGGGGAUUGCGAGGUUUCGCUCGAUCUGACUUUGGUGAUUGUGCCGAGUGACCAAGAUAUGGCUGCUCGACGCCAAAAAAAUCGUGAAGACGACGCACUUGCAAGUGCUGAAGAUGCCGCGCCUUCACGGCCGCCGUGCGGACUUUUUGUUUUGGGAACACAAAAUAUAGCCGAACGAAUCAUGCAGAGAAACGAUGUGUCCGUUUGCCGAGAAUCUACUCAUUCGUUGCAUGGUACUGCGCCUUUAUGCGAUGAAGAUGAUACUGUAUACCCCAAUACGCGCUCCCUUCGCCUGUACCCGCCGUUCACAAAAGCGACGUCAAAAAGCACGCGCACAAUGCGAGAACCACACAGCAAAUACUAUAUUGAUUUUGAGACGACAACGAGGGAGGAGCAGCUCGAAAAAUUCCAAGCCUUGAUAAGACCGAUUGUUUCGCAGAAUUCGGCGGACACCGACCUGCGGUGCCCUUGAAAAAUGAACAUGUAGGAGGUAACGGUGGACUAUGGUCUGUUUGCGUAUUCUGGAUGAGCAACGCUAUGGUAGAUACCACUCCGAAGCAUCCUCACUUAAAGCAAGGCUUCUAAAGAACAUGUGACAUCUAGAUGCUGUCUUAAUCACAGCGAGCUUGUACAACUUGAU